Molecule: messenger RNA, 216 nt
Organism: Schistosoma curassoni
Lineage: Eukaryota; Metazoa; Platyhelminthes; Trematoda; Strigeidida; Schistosomatidae
Source: the annotation of a GenBank genome assembly
AUGCGGAUACAUUCAAUAUCAACAUUUGCAUUGAUUAUCAUUUGUGUAUUCAUCACAAAUAGUCUAUUGGUAAAUGGACAAAUGGCUGAAUAUUAUAUGAAUGAUGAAAUACCACAAGUGAAUACAUAUGAAAAUAUGUAUCCAAGAUAUAUUCAACGUCAUAGAUCACAACAUUAUAAACGAGGUGGAAUGUAUGGUGGAUUAUUAGGGAAAUAA